AUGCACCGCUUCACUGCCCGCUGCGUCAUUAACGCGGCGGCACCCAUCUCGGCUCGUCGGCUGUCGCUGCGGUUCGGCACGUACUGGGCACAACGGUGCCCUACGCGAUUCAUGGUAACCAAAACCCACCUCUCCACUGCGGACGAGGCGGCCGCUGCUACCGCCGCCGCCAAACCCUGGAUAGCAUCACCGCACAACCGUUCCGUUGCCCACUGGCUGUACCUCAGCGCUGCAUGCGUGGGUGGCGUUGUCUGGUUGGGCGGGGUGACGCGCUUAACGGAGAGCGGACUGUCAUUGGUGGAGUGGAAGCCGAUUAGCGGCGUGCGUCCGCCGCUGACGGACGAGGAGUGGGAUAAGGAGUUCCACCACUACCAAGAGUUCCCCGAAUUCAAGCAGAAGCCGAACAUGACGCUGAAGGAGUUUCAGCUCAUUUUCUUCUGGGAGUGGGCGCACCGCUUGCUAGCGCGCAGCCUCGGCCUAGUCUUUGGCGCACCGCUGCUCUACUAUGCCAGCUGUGGCUACUUCAAGGGCAACGGCAAGUUCCUUGCUGGUCUUAUCGGCAUCCUGGGCCUGGGUGGUGCACAGGGGUUCAUGGGGUGGUACAUGGUCACAAGCGGGCUAGACAGCAAACUGCUGGAGGAGCGCAGGAAGGCGACUGUGUCCGCUUACCGCCUUGCCGCUCACCUCAUUCUGGCCUUCACCAUCUACUCCUUUAUGCUACGCAUGGGCUACGGACUGAAGCUGCCGGCCAUGGCACCUUUUCCUCGCAUGGCCAAGGUGCAGCUGUGGUCACGGCUGUCCUUUGCCACCAUGUUUGCGACAGCCAUCUCAGGCGCCUUCGUGGCCGGGCUUGAUGCGGGGCUCCUGUACAACGACGAAUUUCCGUGGAUGGCCGGCGGCAUCUUCCCACCGGCUGACCAUCUCUUCACCCUUGAGCCGACGUGGCGCAACUUUUUCGAGAACCACUCAAUGGUGCAGACAACCCACCGCAUCAUGGCUGGAACGACAUUUCUAACGAUCAUGGGACUGAACUUGGCUGCGUCACGGCGGCGCGGCUUCAUUCCGCCGUCUGUCUUCCGCAACCUCAUGUUUGUGAACACAGCUCUGCUGCUUCAGAUCAGUCUUGGCGUGGGGACAGUGAUGUCGACGGUGUACGUGCCCAUCGCCGUAUCUCACCAGAUGGGUGCGCUGGUACUUCUCACCACGCUGAUUCGCCUGUGCUCGGUGGUGGGCAGUCGUGGCCGUGUGCUCGCCUAG
Leishmania braziliensis MHOM/BR/75/M2904 is the source of this 1257-nucleotide messenger RNA. RefSeq names its product cytochrome oxidase assembly protein-like protein. The coding region runs from base 1 to 1257 and encodes 418 amino acids. Lineage: Eukaryota; Euglenozoa; Kinetoplastea; Trypanosomatida; Trypanosomatidae. Gene Ontology annotation, cellular component: mitochondrial inner membrane. The transcript has a single exon. Gene Ontology annotation, molecular function: oxidoreductase activity, acting on NAD(P)H, heme protein as acceptor. The record is from RefSeq and is a predicted model, not a curated record. Gene Ontology annotation, biological process: heme A biosynthetic process.